Molecule: messenger RNA, 1263 nt
Organism: Aedes aegypti (yellow fever mosquito)
Lineage: Eukaryota; Metazoa; Arthropoda; Insecta; Diptera; Culicidae
Product: probable enoyl-CoA hydratase
Exons: 2
Coding region: 197-1153 (318 amino acids)
Source: RefSeq, a predicted model, not a curated record
AAGCCAUUUGACAGCACAAUAUUUAUUUUGGCUUUUAAAAUGCAACACGAGUGACCCGACUGUCCACGGGAGUUUAAUCAUUUUUUUUCAUGUUAUCAUGUGUUGAUUGUUGUUUAUUGUACCAAAAAGAACUUUGAACCAAUCUUGAUUUAUCACACCUCAGUGACUGAAGUGAAUAACGCAGCAUAAUUCUACAAUGUGGACUAUGACGCGCAUCCCACUGAGAACGGCUACCUCCUGGUAUCGAGCCGGAUUGAUGCGACAGCUGUGUUCCGGUACGGAGCCAAACCAGACUGCAACCGACCAAUCAAAUACAACAAAACCAGAGGAACCCUCCAUUCUGGUGGAGAAGGAAGGAAACAUAACUAUGAUCGGGCUGAACAAACCUCACAUCCGAAAUGCAGUCGAUUCGGAAAUGGGUCGACAAUUGACGGCAGCCAUCGAAGCGUUCGAACAGGAUUCGACAGCUGCAGUGGCCAUUCUCCAUGGGAUCGGUGGUUCGUUUUGCUCUGGUUACGAUCUAUCUGAACUAGCCAAUCCGGAUGUGAAACCACAAUCAGUAAUUCUCCAAAGAGGUGGCGUCAUGGGACCCACACGGCGCAACUUUAAAAAGCCUAUGAUUUGCGCCAUAACCGGAUAUUGCGUGGCCGGUGGCAUGGAACUGGCACUGAUGUGCGACUUGCGGGUCAUGGAGGAGCUGGCAGUGAUGGGAUUCUAUAACAGACGAUUCGGUGUUCCACUCGUUGAUGGUGGAAGCGUUCGACUACCGGCACUGAUCGGUAUUUCCCGCGCCAUGGAUUUGGUUCUGACUGGGCGAGGGGUUCGCGCCAAAGAGGCUCUGGAAAUAGGGCUCGUCAAUCGAGUUGUAGCAGUGGGAACAGGACUUGGCCAGGCUUAUAAUCUUGCGAUGAGCAUUGCAAAGUAUCCACAGGCAUGCUUGAACCACGACAGGACUUCAAUGUACUACGCUACUUAUCAAGCUAAAUCGUUGGAGGAUGCUAUGGAAUUUGAACUGCUGACGGCGAAUGAAGAGCUCCUGAAGGAAGCUGUCUAUGGGGCUGAACGGUUCAAGCAGGGCUUGGGGAAGGGUGGUAAAUUUCACGAUAUCAAAAAGAAGCCGCUCCCGGACUGGGGAAUUGCAGGAGGUAGCUAAUGAGAUUAACGAGAUUCCAAAGUCGAAAAUGUGAGACCGAUAGAAUACGAUUGUUGAGUAUUGUUAUGUAUCUAAAUGUAAAAAAUAUAUAGUUUUAUAGUUAACGCUAA